AUGGUGCUGUCGCUCCCACUCCCUAGCUUCUCCAGAUCCACCACGACCUCCCCCCCGCUUCGUUCCAGCGAUGGAAACCAAAACAAUGCAAAUAGACCUCAUCGAGCCUCAACUGGCUCAAACGCGAACAGACACUCAUGGAAGUCGGCAGGAGUACUCGCGUCUUCUACUGGCAACCAGUCCACCACGCUGAGCGAAGCUCUCCGCAAUAACCCGUUCGGAAGCACGUCACGAUCCCACGCUAUUGUCGAUACGUCGGCCGAGCAGACAGAAGAGCAGAGACGAGAGCAAGAGGAGCUUAAUAAUGCACUGGAGACACUGGCUCGGAUAUUUCCGGAUGUUAAAGUUGAGGUAUUCCGGGAGCUGCUCGUCCGGUUCGACGGGUUGAGUAGGCUCCAGGUCUGCGUUGAACAACUACUACGACAUAAGCAGGAAUGGGUGGCAGGUCGAUGGAACGUCCCGGAUGGAACUGGUGGCAACGAAGGCGAUGCUGCUAUUGUGCCCCCUGGUGACGGAGACGAGAACCUAGUCCCCCCCGAAGAACGGUUUCGAAGCGAUGAAUACAAAGCGGCUGUUAAAUCUGUGCUGGGGAAAGAAUUCAGUGGUCUGAGCAGGAGCACUGUGGAUGCGGUUCUGGCGGAGGUAAAUUUCUGCUAUAUGCGAGCACGACCGACGCUUCGGGAUCUGUCGCGGAAGACGUGGCGGGCGACUUUUAACAGCAUUUUCCCUUCCUUUAAACGCAAGAAAGAUAGAGAUGAUCACCCGAUGCUGGUGUGGCAGCGCUAUGCGGAUGGCGGGGUGGUGCCUAGGUUGAAGGAGACGGGUUGUGACGAGCUGAAUAGCGAGUUACAUGGGAUGUUGCUAGCACCGCUGCUCCGACAAAGACAGGAUGAGCAAGAAGAACGAGACUAUCAGCUGGCUGAGGAGAUGAACGAGCUUGAGGCCAAGGCUGUUGAUGCAUUGUAUGAAUGUGAGUGCUGUUUGUCGGAUGUGACAUUCGAACAAAUCUCGGCCUGUUCAUCCAGCUCCCACAUCAUCUGCCACAGUUGCAUCCAGCGGACUGCCCAAGAAGCGCUCUUUGGUCAAGGAUGGACGAAGUCGGUGGACAUCGAGAAGUCAACUUUGAAGUGUCUUGCACCUGUCAGUCAGGGAACCUGCGAUGGAACCUUGCACCCGGAGAUUGUAAAACAGGCCAUUCUUCUUAACAAAUCUGGGUUCGAGACUUAUCUCAAGUUUGAAGAUCGGCUUUUCUCCGAUGUUCUGCUCAAAUCGCAAAUGAAGCUCAUCCGCUGUCCGUUCUGCUCCUACGCCGAGGCCGACCCUGUCUACCACCCUUCAACCCGGGGCAUAACCUGGCGUUUUCGCCGCGAUGGGGCCUUAUCUACGAUACUGAUGCUCAUAUUCAUACUUGAUUCGAUACCAUUACUUAUUAUUCCUGCACUUAUUAUCUACCUUCUUGACCCUCCGGCCUUAUCUGCGAUUUUUGAAAAUUCUCUCCGAAACCUGUGCCUCAAGAUCCGCCCCAAACGGUUUACUUGUUCGCAUCCAUCCUGUAGGCGCGUGAGCUGCAUUACUUGCAAGAAGCCGUGGCGUGAUCCCCACCUUUGCCAUGAGCCAUUGCUCCUCGAUCUGCGCGCGACUGUUGAAGCCGCUCGAACGGCCGCAGUGAAGCGUACAUGCCCUCGAUGCGGGCUAUCUUUUGUGAAGUCCUCGGGCUGUAAUAAACUGACGUGUGUAUGCGGGUAUUCCAUGUGCUAUCUUUGCCGGAAGGCAUUGGGACCACCGUUGAACCCAGCGGCGCAACUUGCCCGCCGUCGACCACCUCGACAACGUCGAGCUAGAUAUUUAAACCAAGAGAACAUCGACCCGAAUACCGGUGCAGAAGGGUAUAAUAACGAUGAAGGCCUUUAUGAAGAAGACGAACCCGAAGAAACCGAAGGCUACAAACACUUCUGCGAGCAUUUCCGUAUUAACCCCGGCUCCCGCUGUACGGAAUGCAACAAAUGCGACCUCUACCAAGCCGAGGAUGAAGAAGAAGUUGCAAGACGAGCUGGCGAGAGGGCAGAACGUGAAUGGCGUGCACGACAGGGUAUGACUGGUGUCGAAAUGGGCGCCAACACCCGCCAUGUCAACCACGAAUUCUCAGCGGCAGAAGGCAAUCGUCAUGGCUGGGUUCUACAUGGCCGGGGCAAAGAUUGGCGAUAUUGGUCGGAUGAUGUGUGGCGCGAUGGUCAGUGGAAACUGGAAGGCCAGGCUUUUGUGGACUGGGUGGUGGAAAGUGUGAUUGUUAUCGAGGAGAUUUGA
This is a messenger RNA of Aspergillus wentii DTO 134E9, 2304 nucleotides long. Its product is annotated as E3 ubiquitin-protein ligase. Bases 1 to 2304 code for a protein of 767 amino acids. The record is from RefSeq and is a predicted model, not a curated record. The transcript has a single exon. Lineage: Eukaryota; Fungi; Ascomycota; Eurotiomycetes; Eurotiales; Aspergillaceae.